ACCACGUGUGAAGCCGUUUGAAUUUGAAGCUUGGGACCGAAAUGAAUCAGGACUUCUUUCGUAGCUUGGCAGAUAACGCAACUCGCGGUCCGUCGACUUCCAAGCCCGAGCCUGAGGAACCGAACCCGCUACGGAACAACAACGAAGUUGGAUCGCCCCUUCGCAGCUCAGCAAAGGCACCACUGUUAUCUGCUUUCAGACCGAGGAAGUUAGACCCAAAAUUCCGCGACCGCGCCGCUGAGCGACGGGAAGGAGUCAAUGACUACGCGGAAGUAGAGGGCAUAUUAGAAGAUUUCGAACGACGAAACACAGGACCCAACAAACAUGCGGUAGACGAACAGAGAGAAUAUUUUAGUGGUGAUGUGCAACAUACGAUCCCCGUGAAAGGACUUGACCUAUCACUUCUGGAGAAGCAAAAGGCCAGAAUCGCUGCACAAAGCGAGGCGAGAGUGGAUGAUGAGCUCGAAGCUGCUUUCGCAAGUGGUUCAAGCUGGAACAAUGCAACAGCGGACGGGCCUCCCAUCUCCAGUGUCCCGAACAAGAGAACAAGAGAUGAGAUUCUCGCCGACCUUAAGCGUCAGGGGCCAAGAGAUACUCCUCCCGAUGUAGCAAAAGAGGGUGAGUUUGAGAGGGCGAAAAAACUUGGAAAGUUCAAGCCUAUCGGAGGCCUUGCCGCACUUACUUCGUCGAAACUCAAAAAGAAGGCCCAGAAAGCUCGUGUACCAGAAGUGCGGUCUACUACGUCUCUCCCUGGGGAGAAAUCGGUGUCAUCGACACCCAAACCGCCUGUUGUCACUACGGACCGUUCGACCAAAUCUACUCCCAGUCUUGCACCCCCAGACACCCAGAACGCGCGACCUCCGGAGUCGGAGGAGGCGUUUCUCGGAUCAAUCCCCUCUGGACCUAAUCCCACCCCGAACACAUCUCUUGGCACCCAACUUAUGAAAGAAGCCUCUGACGAUUUGGACAUAUUCGCAGAUGUGGGUGAUUAUGAAGGCAUUGAAUCCAGCGAUGAGGGAGAAAGAGAGAACCCCACGUCCAUCCCAUAUUCAUCAUCGCGAGCGCUGCCUGAUAAUGCACUGGCCACCACACAAUGGUUCGGUGAAGGCCCAGAGGACGAGCCCGCUGCUCUGCCAGCCACGUGGUCCCAAAGACCCCAGGCCUCUCAGCAACGUUCUGCACCUAGUUCCCUACAUCCCCCUCAAGUGCAUCAAGGUUCGGACGCUAGAGAAGGUGGAGGAGGUGAUGAUGUUUCCCGUUCGCCACCUAGGCCAACUCGCCUCGAAGGUCUUUCUUCAUCAGGACCAUCUAUCCGCGAAAUCAUUGAGAUGGAUAAAGCCGCUGAGGCCGCUGAGAAGAAGAAGGCUCGCAAGGAGAAACUUAAAGCGAAAAUGGGUGGUGGAUUGACUUCAACUGGGGAGACGAAGGAACCUCCCCCAAAGAGAAAAUUAGGGAAGGAGGCCAAGUUAAAUAAGGAGUUCCAGCAGUACCAAGCUUAUGUUGGAUCCAGUGAGAAGCAAGGGUAGUCUACGAUAUACGCACGUCUGAUCAGGUCUGUAUAUGUAAGAGCCCUGAAUAGUUUCCUCCGUAUUUCGAAAGUUCAGCGUUAUCAUGAUCUUUGGGACCAGUUCCGGCUCCACAACAAAGCAGAGUCCCGACAACUAUUUGACUCUUACCGUACAUCAUUUGAGUAUUUCAUUUCGAAGCAUGUCCCCUGUAGGA
Molecule: messenger RNA, 1722 nt
Organism: Cantharellus anzutake
Lineage: Eukaryota; Fungi; Basidiomycota; Agaricomycetes; Cantharellales; Hydnaceae
Exons: 7
Coding region: 42-1526 (494 amino acids)
Biological process (GO): mRNA splicing, via spliceosome
Cellular component (GO): nucleus
Source: RefSeq, a predicted model, not a curated record